AUGGUCGAGUGGUUCCACCGCCAGCUGAAGACCUCUCAACGUGCCGCAGAAGAUCCGGAGAACUGGACGGACCACCUUCCCCUGGUCCUAUUGGGCAUUCACUCCUCCCUGAAGUCGGACCUUGACUGUUUCGCUGCUCAACUAGUUUUCGGUGCUACCGUCCGAUUUCUCGGCCAGAUAAUCUCGCCAACCCCGUGAGUUGCAGUCGCGGAUCCUACCAUCCUCCUGCACCGUCUCCGGAAAUUCAUGAAGACACUUUCCCCGGUUCCACCCAGGUCGCCUGUCUCCGAGUCAUACGCCGAGAAAGACUUGACGACAUGUUCUCACGUCUAUCUCCGAUGCGAUCGAGCCCGCCGGCCACUGGAACCACCCUACGACGGCCCUUUCCGAGUUAUUUCUCGUGGGAUGAAGAACAUCCGCAUCCAACGCGGAACUCGCGAGGAGAUCGUGGGUGUGAACUGUCUUAAAGCUACCGUCCCGGACACUCCUCCGGAUGAGCCCUGUGGUCUCCUACCCCCUGCUACACUUUUUGACCCUCUAUCCCUCCGUCCCGUACACUUCCUUUGCUCCCAUGUCCGCGACCCCUAG
Spirometra erinaceieuropaei is the source of this 588-nucleotide messenger RNA. The record is from the annotation of a GenBank genome assembly. NCBI's taxonomy places the organism in Eukaryota, Metazoa, Platyhelminthes, Cestoda, Diphyllobothriidea, Diphyllobothriidae.